AUGCUCUCGGUAACGUCUGGUACCACCGCUCUUGCUCGGUGGAGGACACCAACGCCAUGCAGCCAAAUGGCCUGCAUCCCGUUUGUUCAACGGCCACCGAGGCGGCCAAACCGAGCUCUUACUUCACCUCUUACUUCAACCUCGCAGCGCUUGCAUCUCGUCCAGAGCCGCCACCUAAAUGCCCAGUGCCCUACUCUGCACUUCGUAGCAAUUACCUCCCGUGUGUUCCGUCUUUUCUCCGCCUCUCGUACAAUCACCCAUAAACUUCUCGUCCGCGCUCCCCGGCGGUCUACCAUAUCCAAGUACCAAGCAACCUAA
This is a messenger RNA of Purpureocillium lilacinum, 318 nucleotides long. NCBI's taxonomy places the organism in Eukaryota, Fungi, Ascomycota, Sordariomycetes, Hypocreales, Ophiocordycipitaceae. The record is from RefSeq and is a predicted model, not a curated record.